Molecule: messenger RNA, 972 nt
Organism: Lolium perenne
Lineage: Eukaryota; Viridiplantae; Streptophyta; Magnoliopsida; Poales; Poaceae
Product: glutathione S-transferase
Biological process (GO): glutathione metabolic process; L-phenylalanine catabolic process
Cellular component (GO): cytoplasm
Molecular function (GO): maleylacetoacetate isomerase activity; glutathione transferase activity
Source: RefSeq, a predicted model, not a curated record
CAAAUUCGAUUUCCCCAAUAGAAAAACAGUUGGGUAAGCUGGGCUGCAGGCUGCAGCAGGAGGAGGCAGCCAUGUCCGCUACGGGGAAGCCGAUCCUCUACAGCAAAUGGUUCAGCUCCUGCUCACAACGGGUCCGGAUCGCCCUCAACCUCAAAGGUGUGGAUUUUGAGUACAGGGCGACCAACCCCAUGACAGAUCCAGAUUAUGAGAAAAUCAAUCCUGUCAAGUUUGUCCCAGCAUUAGUAGAUGGGGAUUUGGUUGUUUCUGACUCUUUUGCAAUCAUAUUGUAUAUGGAAGACAAGUAUCCUCAGCAUCCUCUCUUAUCCCAAGAUCUAAAAAACAAAGCUCUUAAUUUGCAGAUUGCAAGCAUAGUGUGUUCAAGCAUCCAGCCUCUACAGAGCCACGCCGUCAUCGGUUCAUUUCUUGGCACAAUGGACGCUGACGAGAGCCUCCAGAUGGUUCAGCAGUAUAUUGACAAAGGCUUCAGAGCGAUUGAAAAACUAUUGGUAGGAUGUGACAGUAAAUAUGCCACCGGAGAUGAAGUCCAAAUGGGAGAUGUGUUUAUAGCACCCCAGAUCCACGCUGGUGUGACACGCUUCCAGAUCGAUAUGUCAAAGUACCCUAUCUUGGCAAGGCUUCAAGCAGCUUACAAUGAGCAUCCUGCAUUUCAAGCCGCACUUCCCAAAAAUCAACCAGAUGCACCUCCAUCAUAGUAAUCAGGACAUCGAUCGAGCUACGUACGACCGAUUGAGAAAUAAUUCUAGUAACAGCUUGCAAGUGUUUUCAGUGUAUGUCAAGAUUCUACGCUGUACUAGCAGUACACCGCAUGUAACUUCAGAAUUGGGUGCCCAGUGUAAGCAAAGUAGUAUGGAGGACUGCCCAUGGAUGAGCUUGACGCGUUGCUGUAAAAGUAAAUAAAUGCAAUUUCGUUUUUUGAACUUAAUAAAUGUAAUUAACAAUACGUGUGUAAAA